Messenger RNA from Lycium ferocissimum, 2059 nucleotides. RefSeq lists its product as uncharacterized. NCBI's taxonomy places the organism in Eukaryota, Viridiplantae, Streptophyta, Magnoliopsida, Solanales, Solanaceae. Bases 174 to 1754 code for a protein of 526 amino acids. The record is from RefSeq and is a predicted model, not a curated record. The transcript has 7 exons.
ACCAUUUUUGUCAUUUUUCUUGGUCAGAAACUCGAAAUAAAUGAAAUUGGAAAGAUCUUCACGUAUAAGUAAACGAAUGAAAUAAAGUUAGAACUUAGGAGCAUGUGGAACAAAUUUUUUGUCAAAAAAGAAAAAACAUCUAUUGAACAAACAAGCUUCCAUAGAAGACAUCCAUGGCUACAAUCUUGAAAAAUCACAGCUUUAUUACUUUCUUGUUCCUUUUUCAGCUCUUACCAUGUCAUAUACAUGGGUUUAAAAUACCAUUUAAUCCAGAAGAUAUUCUUCCAUUAUUACCAAGACAAAUUUCAUGGCCUAUACUAAACUCUCUUCACAGUGCAGAGGACUUAAUGCCUACUUUUGUUGGGGUUGCUCCAAUUGAAGGGAAUAAUACUUUGGAGUGGAAAGGUGCAUGCUUUUACAAGAAUAUUGCUUGGUUAGAGCUUCAUAACAAGUCUAAUACUCAAUUUGGUGGUGGCACCCUUCAUAUUAAGGUGAGCAAUGCACACAGUUGGACAUGUAUGGACCUUUACGUCUUUGCAACCCCAUAUCGUGUAACAUGGGACUACUACAUAUUGUCCCGUGCACAUACUCUCGAAAUCAAAGAGUGGGAGUCUCAAGCUGAAUUAGAAUAUGUCAAACAUAAAGGUAUCUCAAUUUUCCUAAUGCAAGCAGGAAUGUUAGGAACUUUUUCAGCACUAUGGGAUGUUCUCCCUUUGUUCACGGACACUGGAUGGGGUGAGAACUCAAAUAUCGGUUUUCUAAAGAAACAUAUGGGCGCUUCAUUUGAACAACGUCCGCAGCCAUGGGUCUCCAACUUUACUACUGAUGAAAUACAUUCUGGAGAUUUUCUUGCCAUUUCGAAAAUUAGAGGUCGCUGGGGUGGUUUCGAAACUUUAGAGAAAUGGGUAUCUGGAGCUUAUGCUGGCCAUUCUGCUGUUUGCUUGAGAGACUCCGAAGGAAAACUAUGGGUUGGCGAAUCUGGAAAUGAGAAUGAUAAGGGGGAAGAUGUUAUUGCUAUAUUGCCAUGGGAAGAGUGGUGGGAGUUUGAGCUGACAAAAGAUGAUUCCAAUCCACAUAUUGCGUUGCUUCCUUUGCACCCUGACCUCCGUGCCAAGUUUAAUGAAACUGCUGCUUGGGAAUAUGCAAAAAGCAUGGCAGGCAAACCUUAUGGUUACCACAACUUAAUAUUUAGCUGGAUCGACACAAUUGAUGGAAAUUACCCCUCACCAUUGGAUGCUCAUCUGGUUGCUUCUGUCAUGACUGUUUGGAACCAACUACAGCCUGCAUAUGCUGCUAACAUGUGGAAUGAAGCCUUGAACAAGCGACUCGGAACUCAGAACCUUAGUCUUCCUGAUGUUCUUGUGGAAGUUGAAAAGCGUGGAUCCUCUUUUGCCAAAUUGUUGACUAUUCCAGAGCAGGAUGAUUGGGUUUAUAGUGAUGGAAAGUCAACAUCAUGUGUUGCUUUUAUUCUUGAAAUGUAUAAGGAAGCAGGAUUAUUUGGUGAACUUGCAAGCUCAAUUCAAGUUACAGAAUUCACGAUAAAAGAUGCUUAUUCUCUCAAGUUUUUCGAAAACAAUUCAAGCCGGUUGCCAAAGUGGUGCAAUGCAGAUGAUAAUGUGGAGCUUCCUUUCUGUCAAGUUCGAGGAAAGUACCGGAUGGAAUUACCUGGAUACAAUAGUAUGGAUCCGUACCCCCAUAUGAAUGAGAGAUGUCCAUCUAUGCCUCCGAAAUAUUACAGACCUCAAAGUUGUUGACAAGAGUUUCCCAUCUUCCUUUGUUUAUCAGAGGUUAGCAUGUCGCAUAUAAUUCUUCACUCAUCAGUUCUCAGGUUGUUGUACAAUUCCCUAGGUACAAGGUUGCUGAUAGACAUAUAUGUUGCUCUUAUUUAAGAGUUUGUACAGAGUUUGGUCUUUCAGUGCUUCUUGAAAGUUGCACAGGCCAGAAUGCUAGCUUGACAAGUUCCUUGUUACUGAAUGAGCUUGGGAAAAUGAAUCCCAAAGACUUGUAAAUAUGAAAUAGAGUUGGUAUUCUAAGUGAAUGUUAGUUGUUCCUUUCUGCC